Molecule: messenger RNA, 1847 nt
Organism: Exophiala dermatitidis NIH/UT8656
Lineage: Eukaryota; Fungi; Ascomycota; Eurotiomycetes; Chaetothyriales; Herpotrichiellaceae
Exons: 3
Coding region: 747-1469 (240 amino acids)
Source: RefSeq, a predicted model, not a curated record
GCGACAGUUGCCUCUAGACUACUCACUGUUGUGUUUACUAGGUAGGUCCCAGUACUGUCCUGUCCGCUCAUAAUAGAGCCGCUUGAUUGCUGGCAAAGGCUACUGCGGCCAAUUCAUCAAAUUUCGUUCACUACAAGACGACUGAGGCACGACUCGGAACGGCCCUCAGCUAGCGAACCCAGUGUCGAACAAUGAAAUGGAACCCUCUACGCUGUGGCGGACGCGCAUUCUACAAGAAGAAAGAACACGGUGCUGAUAGUGCAGAGCUCUAUGUAGCCGCUCAGCGGCCCCAAGGCAUUCGAAAUGGAGCCAGGAGCACGCGGCGUUGUGCCCGUAUAUCUGAUUUACAUCCCAUACGUCCAAGAGAGCAAAGCACAUUCCAAGGCCCUCCCAACGACGAAUGCUGUGAUGCGGCAUUCCGAACCUGAAAGACCCGCAUUCCAUCCUUUGAUGUUGUGUUGUUGGCUCGACUGCCAUCCGCAAUCAGCAAUGUGUGCUAAGAACGAGGUUUACAUGGGUAUUCGAUGUCGUAUAUUUGUCGCGGUCUUCUUUGUCUUGCAUCUUUCCUUUGUCAACAUACUGUCAAUCGCUCAGUCAAGUCACUCGUUUCGUCUUUGAUCGAAUUUCGACUCGCAGUUUGCAUUUGAGUUCUUGGCUCCUUGCGCUCCCUCGAUUGCCUCAUUGUGUUGUACACAUUACAUUUCAUUCCAAGAGAAGGCCUCAGUUACUCUCUUCGUCUAUUCAAAAUGCAUCGAACCGGCCUGACCUUACCUUUGCUGCUGUCGACGCUGGCACUAGCCAGCCCGCAGAUCAACACUGGGACAUUGGCUGGAUUGCCAGCCUGUGCUCAAGAUGCCGCAAGUGCAGCUUUAGGAUCGGCCGGGUGUCCCUUGACUGACACGGCAUGCAUCUGUGCCUCGACGGCCUUCAUCAACGCCAUCACCAACACGAUUCUGACGACCUGUUCGGCCGCCGAUGCUCAAGCCGCGAUCGAAUUCGGCCGAACAAUCUGCGGCCCAUCACUUGCAUCAUCCCUCGGAGGAGCAGCACCAGCAGGAGGAUCAGCUAGCCCAGCCGCCUCGCCAGACGCAGGCACCACAGCAGGGACAGGAGGUGCAGCCCCCGCCGCCGGGACCGGUGUUGCAGGUGCCGACGACGCAAUGUCGACCACCACUGUCCCCGUGACAUUGACCUCGGUGACCAGCAUCCCCAACACGAGCAUGAGCACCACGUCGUGGAUGUCCAUGUCGACGUCGACCAUUCCUGCUGCUGGCAACAACGCCACCGUCACCACGAUGACCUCGUCCUGCACUACCACACACACUGUGACUGCGACCAUGAGCAGUGGCACAGGAGCCCACCCGUCCGCGUACACUGGUGCCGCUGGCUCAGUCUCGGUCAGUCUCAAGGCCGGAAAUGGUCUUGUUGCGGCGUUGCUGGGCGUGGCUGGCGCUGUUGCUUUGUUGUAAAGUGACAAGAUUGCCACCCAGGUUUUAGGGUGUCGGGGGAGAAAGAGAAAGGAGACAAAUGCAUUUUCUUUUUUAUUCUAGAAAAACGAACACUUAAUCGAAGGUAUCCAUCGUGGUGCCAACUUCGUUUCAUUCUGUGGCAGGUGGAGCUUCAAAUGGUUGCAUAUUUCACAGGAGAGGAUUCCACUAGAAAACAAGGGUUUACUUCCUACUACAGAUAGGCAUGGUUCAUGCCCAUGCCUGGUUAUGGGAGCUUGAAUUGGAGAUUGGAUCUGAUUCCAGGGAUGCAGUGUGCUGAUGUUCUGUUCUGUUCUGUGGUGCAUGUCCCAAAAGAACUUGAACCCGCAAAGAUACGUAUGAUACAAUCUAUUUCAUUGC